UAUUUCCGUACACAAACGCUCUGCUGAUGACGUGUACACCCCAGCACCGUUAGCUAGCUAGCUACCUGUCAGAAGUAAAGGUAACGUUUUAAUAGAAAGAGAUAAACACAGCGUUUCAACUCAGUACUGAAGAUGGAGACGCUCUAUCAUCAGACAAACAAGCACAUCCAAGAGGUGCAGUCUCUUAUGGGAGAUCUGGAGAGGACGGACCGUCAGUCAGUACACUUGUUAGAGAACGAGCUGCAGGCCAGAAUUGACCAGAUCUUCAAUCACUUAGAACGACUUGAGAUCCUAGCCAGCAAGGAACCACCAAACCGCCGCCAGAAUGCCAAAUUACGAGUGGACCAGCUUAAAUACGACGUUCAACACCUUCGCACGGCCCUGCAAAACUUCCAGCACCGGCGCUACGCCAGAGAGGCCCAGGAUAGAGAGAGGGAGGAACUCAUGAGCAGAACCUUCACCACCAAUGAUGCAGAUACUUCCAUUCCCAUGGAUGAGACCCUACAGUUAAACUCCAACCUGCACAAUGCACACAGAGGCAUGGACGACCUCCUGGGCAGCGGUAGUGGCAUCCUGAACGGUCUCAGAGAUCAAAGAUCUACGCUGAAGGGCACUCAUAAGAAGAUGCUGGACGUGGCCAACAUGUUAGGGCUGUCCAACACAGUGAUGAGGCUGAUAGAAAGGCGAGCCACCCAAGAUAAGUUCAUCAUGAUCGGAGGCAUGCUGGUGACCUGCGUCUUCAUCUUCCUGGUGGUCAGAUAUCUGGGCUAACCUCCAACCAUCAAAUCAAUGACACUUUUUGACCAGCUGCGGACACUUCUUCAGCACAUCAUCCCUCAUGAUAUGAAAAGUGGCAGAACAUCCGAUUGAGGUUAUCUUUGGAUUCAUUGUGCCAUUGUUUUCAGCCAUUUAAAAAAAAAAAAAAAAUGUUCAAUUGAAAAAAGGGCAUGGUUGAAGAACUUCAAGAACAUCCUUACAGUAUUUUAUUCCACCUGAGGCCCUAAGAGAGCAUCAAACUUUAAAAUAAGUCUGCUGCUGCUUCCCUGUUCUUUUUAUUUUCUAAACCAGAACCACUCUUCAACUGCUAAUCACUGUUGUGACUCCUGGAACCUAAACGGCUUUAUAACUACAUUAAACUGAUCUCUCUACUGAACUUGCUUUCACCUCCCGUGAAAAGCUACAUUCCUGAAUCAAUCAGCAAUGUUGUCCGUCAUUCUCCCGUCAGCAGUUGAGAGAAUUACAAAGAAAUAAAUGCAGUAUGGCUCCAUGAUACUUUUUCAUUACAACAUCAAGGUUCACCCUUAAUAAUCUAUUUUAUCAUGUAUGUGUAGUUAAAGGCCGACAACAAUAAUCUGUCGGAAAUCAACAGAAGCAGCAGUUAUUUUGAAACUGUUAUACACUUCUUGGAUGUAUGCUUCUGUCUAGUCUCACUGUGUGAGUGACUUUGUUCUAUUAAUAAAAUUAAAUGUUUUCAUUUCCUUGCUAUAUUGCUGACUCAGCUAGAGACAUGGUAUGAUAUCACAUUUUGCAUUGCUGCUAGCUAGAGUCAACAGAUGAUGUUAACAUGGAUUUACAGACUUCACAUAUCUAUUCUGGGUAACUAGGGCACCAUCUAGUGUUUAAUUUGCACACAGACCUCUGCAGGGACUUCUAAGUUGUACCAGAUGAAGUGAUGCAGGUUGUUUUAUAUUGUUACUGUUGACUGGUUUAAUGAUAGAUUUAAUGUUUAAUAACCACAUAUGGGAAACGACACAUGGACUCAAGAUUUUAUUGGCUGAAACAGUAAGUUUAAAAAAUACAGAGUUGCUACUGUUUGACAGAUGAUUUUUUUCUUUUGCCAGCCCAGCCAGGGUCAUUUGUUAACAACCUUCAUGAAAUACACACAUCUGUCCUCUAAUUAUGUUUUUUUUUUUCCAAUGCCAGUCUCAACCUCUAGAAUGUUAAUAGGUUAAUCUAGAGCAGUUUUAUUUACAAAAUUACACAAAAGCAAAAACUCAGCUCUUCUUUUUAA
This is a messenger RNA of Labrus mixtus (cuckoo wrasse), 2011 nucleotides long. RefSeq names its product golgi SNAP receptor complex member 2 (gene gosr2). Gene Ontology annotation, biological process: intra-Golgi vesicle-mediated transport; vesicle fusion. The record is from RefSeq and is a predicted model, not a curated record. Gene Ontology annotation, cellular component: SNARE complex; Golgi apparatus; endoplasmic reticulum membrane. Gene Ontology annotation, molecular function: SNARE binding; SNAP receptor activity. Lineage: Eukaryota; Metazoa; Chordata; Actinopteri; Labriformes; Labridae. The coding region runs from base 133 to 771 and encodes 212 amino acids. The transcript is spliced from 6 exons.